This is a messenger RNA of Neomonachus schauinslandi (Hawaiian monk seal), 557 nucleotides long. RefSeq names its product glycoprotein hormones, alpha polypeptide (gene CGA). The transcript is spliced from 4 exons. NCBI's taxonomy places the organism in Eukaryota, Metazoa, Chordata, Mammalia, Carnivora, Phocidae. Bases 100 to 462 code for a protein of 120 amino acids. Gene Ontology annotation, biological process: thyroid hormone generation; positive regulation of steroid biosynthetic process. The record is from RefSeq and is a predicted model, not a curated record. Gene Ontology annotation, molecular function: follicle-stimulating hormone activity. Gene Ontology annotation, cellular component: follicle-stimulating hormone complex; extracellular region.
AGUUACUGAGAAAACACAAGGCAAAGCUAAAAUCCCUCUUCAGAUCCACAAUCAACUGCCCUGAACACAUCCUGCAAAAAGUCCGGAGGAAGGAGAGCCAUGGAUUAUUACAGAAAAUAUGCAGCCAUCAUUCUGGCCACAUUGUCUGUGUUUCUGCAUAUUCUCCAUUCCUUUCCUGAUGGAGAGUUUGCAGUGCAGGGUUGCCCAGAAUGCAAGCUAAAGGAAAACAAAUACUUCUCCAAGUUGGGUGCCCCAAUUUAUCAAUGCAUGGGUUGCUGCUUCUCCAGAGCAUAUCCCACUCCAGCAAGGUCCAAGAAGACAAUGUUGGUCCCAAAGAACAUCACCUCAGAAGCCACAUGCUGUGUGGCCAAAGCAUUUACCAAGGCCACAGUGAUGGGAAAUGCCAAAGUGGAGAACCACACGGAGUGCCAUUGCAGUACUUGUUAUUAUCACAAAUCUUAAUGUUUUGCAAAGAGCAUGUUGAUGACUGCUGAUUUCCUGGAGUGAAAAAUUAAUUUUUUCAGUGUUUAUGGCCUUGUGAGAUAAAACCCUCUUUU